UCAAAAUUGAAAGAUGACAAAGUGGGGUUAAGUUUUCAAUUUUGUUAUGUUUAUAAUUCCUUUUCGCUCCCUUACACCGGUAUUACAAAAAUCUGAUCAUAUUUUUACCCAAAUACUUUCAAAGAGUUCAUCACAACAAAACAUGGUUAAGAAAGCUUUGGUUUUUCUCGCACCAGGUGCCGAAGAAAUGGAAUUUGUUAUUGCAGUAGACGUCUUGAGAAGAGGCGGUGUCGAUGUUACCGUAGCCGGUAUACCUGAUAGCAAUGUAGUUAAAUGCAGCAGAGAUGUCUACAUCAAGCCAGACAUUGGCGUGGCCCAGUCCAGUGCCAAAGGCCCUUACGAUGUAGUUGUCUUACCUGGAGGCUUAGGUGGUUCAAAAGCUAUGGCCGAGUCACAAGAAGUGGGCAAUAUUUUAAAGAACCAAGAAUGCAGUGGUGGACUCAUAGCCGCCAUAUGUGCAGCUCCUACAGUUUUAAAAGCACAUGGAAUUGCAGAAGGCAAAGAGCUAACAUCGUAUCCAGCAAUGAAAGCACAAUUAGAAGAAGGAGGCAAAUAUAAAUACAGCGAAUGCAAGGUGGUGGUUGAUGGAAAUCUGAUUACUUCGAGGGGACCAGGAACGGCUUUCGAUUUUGCUUUAACUGUGGUAGAUCAACUGGUGGGUAAAGAUAAAGCUGUCGAAGUUGCUAAAGCUAUGUUGCUCGACUAUUAAAAUGGAGGAGUUUGAUAAAAAUGUGAUGAAAUUUGUGUAUAUUUAGUGAUUAUUUGUUGUAAAAUUAAUUAAACUUGGUUUGUAUUGCAUUAAUAUUACUUAUUGAAGCACAAAUAAAAAUAAUAAUUUAUAUGAG
Molecule: messenger RNA, 845 nt
Organism: Sitophilus oryzae (rice weevil)
Lineage: Eukaryota; Metazoa; Arthropoda; Insecta; Coleoptera; Curculionidae
Product: protein dj-1beta
Exons: 1
Coding region: 47-709 (220 amino acids)
Biological process (GO): protein deglycation, glyoxal removal; guanine deglycation, glyoxal removal
Cellular component (GO): nucleus; cytosol
Molecular function (GO): protein deglycase activity
Source: RefSeq, a predicted model, not a curated record